This is a messenger RNA of Sporothrix brasiliensis 5110, 555 nucleotides long. RefSeq lists its product as uncharacterized. Gene Ontology annotation, cellular component: membrane. NCBI's taxonomy places the organism in Eukaryota, Fungi, Ascomycota, Sordariomycetes, Ophiostomatales, Ophiostomataceae. Gene Ontology annotation, molecular function: transmembrane transporter activity. The transcript has a single exon. The record is from RefSeq and is a predicted model, not a curated record. Bases 1 to 555 code for a protein of 184 amino acids.
AUGACAGCGGACGCGACCGAAAAAGACGUGAAAACGGCCGCCGCGCCAGUGACCGACGCCCAGGACGUCGCCUCCGAGCUGACGGCCAUCUACAUAGAUCCCGAGCGCGAGGCGGCCGCCCUCCGCAAGUUUGACCGCUGGCUCGUCCCGGUUGCCUUUUCCUUUCUCGUCCUCUCGUCGCUCGCCCACGCGGGCUACGCCGGCAUGUUCGUCCACGUGCUCGGCGUCUACCCCAUCUCCACCCUAGUCGUCGCCUGGAUGGGCACCAACCUCUCGCCCGACAACAAGCGCGCCUUUGGCCUGCCCUUCUUCUACUCCAUCGGCAACCUCUCGCUGCUCGUCUCCUCCCAGCUCUACCCCAGCACCCAGGGCCCCCGCUACGUCCAGGGCAAUGCCGUCUCCGCCGGCCUCGAAGUCGUCGCCGCCGCGCUCUACUUGUGCAGCUGGCUCAUCCUGCGCCGGCGCAGCGCCCAGAAGAAGAAGCUCAUCAGCGAGGGCGCCACCGACAAUGGCAUGGAGGGCGACCGUGCACUCGACUUCACCUAUGGCCUGUGA